GCCUGCAGUACAGUUGGAUGGGAUGGCGCCCAUCAUGGGGCACACACACAUGCACACAUAAUCGAAUACUAUAGGGGCAAUUUACAGAUGCCAGUCAGUCUAGUUUCCUAACUUUGUAUGCAGCGGAAACUCUAAUAAUCACGGGAGAAUAUGUGAACUCCAUACACAAAUGCGGAAUGCACUAUUUUAACUUUAAAACGUCCUAAUAUUCAGAGGAUUUUAUACUUUAACAUUUCAGGUGCUUAAUUUUCUAUUCCCUGAGACGAUCUUAUAGCGUGUGGGUGGUCUCCAUAUAACAAAAUGUACCCUUUAUAUGGUCACUUAAAUAUAAGGCACAUAUAUGUGGCACAAAUAUUAACUAGCGCCCAAAUGUUGGUUUUUAAAACUACAUAUCCCAUGUAACCUUGCGCGACACUGCAUGUGCCCGGUAGUUCCUGAAUAAUCUGGUUUUCCACGUUGAGCAGUUUCUUUUUUACGUUCACAACUUGCCUUGAUUCUGUCGCUUCUUCGUACCUGACGGCAUGCUGUCAUUAACGUUACGACAACUUGUACGGCCGCUGUGCCGACAUGCCCCCAGAGCUCUCUGCCCUGGGGCGCGGGGCCAGCAUUCGCAGGCGGCGCCACCGGAACGCCCGUGGACGGGACAGGAGAGCCUGGCGCAGGACGACCCCGAGAUGUGGGAGUUGCUCCGGAGGGAGAAGGACAGGCAGUGCCGGGGUCUGGAGCUGAUCGCCUCGGAGAAUUUCUGCAGCCAAGCCGCCCUCGAGGCCCUGGGGUCGUGCCUGAACAACAAGUACUCGGAAGGCUAUCCCGGGAAGAGGUACUAUGGUGGCGCGGAGGUGGUGGACCAGAUCGAGCUGCUGUGUCAGAAACGGGCCCUGGAGGCGUUCGGCCUGGACCCGGCAGUCUGGGGCGUCAACGUGCAGCCGUACUCCGGGUCGCCGGCCAACUUCGCCGCCUACACCUCCGUGCUGCAGCCGCACGACCGCCUCAUGGGGCUGGACCUGCCCGACGGAGGACACCUGACUCACGGCUACAUGUCUGACGUGAAGCGGAUCUCCGCCACCUCCAUCUACUUCGAGUCCAUGCCCUACAAGCUGAACCCCAAAACGGGUCUCAUCGACUAUGACCAGAUGGAGAUUACCGCCCGCCUAUUCCGCCCCAAGCUGGUCAUCGCCGGCACCAGCGCCUACGCCCGGCUCAUCGACUACGCACGCAUGAAGAAGCUGUGCACGGAGCUCAAUGCCUACCUGCUGGCCGACAUGGCCCACAUCAGCGGCCUCGUUGCCGCCGACGCCAUCCCCUCCCCCUUUGACCACGCGGACCUGGUCACCACCACCACACACAAGUCGCUCAGGGGGGCCAGAGCUGGCCUGAUCUUCUUCCGGAAGGGGGUGCGCUCAGUCGAUAAGAAGGGCAGAGAGCUCCACUACGACCUGGAAGACAGGGUCAACUUCUCAGUCUUCCCCUCCCUGCAGGGGGGGCCCCACAAUCACGCCAUCGCCGCGGUGGCCAUCGCCCUCCGACAGGCGACAACGCCAAUGUUUAAGGAGUACAUAGCCCAAGUCAUGCACAACGCAAAGGCCAUGGCAAGUGCACUUCUGAAGAGAGGGUACACUCUGGUGUCAGGGGGCACUGACAAUCACCUGGUCCUGGUGGACCUGCGGCCUCAGGGCAUGGAUGGGGCUCGGGCUGAGCGAGUGCUGGAGCUGGUGUCAAUCACCGCCAACAAGAACACCUGCCCCGGCGACAAGAGCGCCCUCACACCUGGGGGUCUCAGGCUAGGAGCACCUGCCCUGACCUCCAGACAGUUCAAGGAGGCGGACUUUGAGAAAGUGGUGGAAUUCAUGGACGAGGGGUUCAAGAUUGCCCUGGAUGUGAAGAAGAAGACCACGAAGCUGCAGGAGUUCAGGUCCUACUUGCUGGAGGAGCCCGAAACGGUGGCCAGGAUCGCCGACCUGCGGCAGCGCGUGGAGGCCUUUGCACGCCCCUUCCCUAUGCCCGGGUUCCUUGAUCACUAAACCCAGCAUUGGGGGGGCUUUUGCUCUGGGUCAGGGAGCGGUGGAGGCAUACUGUGAAUCCAGCACUGAAUAGCCAAGUCAGUCUUUCUGAAUCCCACACAACCUAUCUGAAUCCUUCCUUUGGGUGGGGAGCAGACAUGCCCAGGUUUGUGGUCUGCAGAGAGGGACAGUCAUUUUGACCCUCUUUCAUGAUAUAUUUUUUCUUACUUUUCAAAAUGUAGAACACAAAUGAAGCUUGAAAGAAGACGUGGGCGUUCGAAUCCCUGCCCUUCUGCUGGCCAUCUUCAUACUCUCUGAUUAGCGUUAGAUAACGCCACCUGCCCAGGUUCAGCAUCCAUGAAACUAAUUGCUGAAUAUCUUUACAGAGUACCAUUAGGUAUUAAUAACAAUAUAAUGAACAAUGUAUCGAUGGAAAAAAAACUAAUAUAAUGUUUACAGAUGAUAUUCGAACUAAUGCCCACAAAAUAUCUAAAUGUAGAAUUUUUGUUUUUUUAUGUAUAUAGUUUUAUGUAUUAACAUAUGGCUAUGAUUAAAAUUCUCUCUUAGUUAUUUAACAUGAACAUCAUGGAACUUUCUAAAUAAAGGGUGUAAUAUCUGUAAUAUAUUUUUGGCAUAAUUCUGGGAUUCUGUAAUACUAACCACUGCAUCAGUGAACAAUCUGAGGUUCCCUCCGUCGGGGAGCCGCUAGAGUGAGUGAGAACAGCUUGUGCUGUGGCGUCAUUUCUGAUGGUCUGCUUGUCCAAAUAGUGCUGAAAUAAAGUAAAAUUUAAUUCUAA
Paramormyrops kingsleyae is the source of this 2797-nucleotide messenger RNA. It is a transcript of the gene shmt2, whose product is annotated as serine hydroxymethyltransferase 2 (mitochondrial). Gene Ontology annotation, biological process: tetrahydrofolate interconversion. NCBI's taxonomy places the organism in Eukaryota, Metazoa, Chordata, Actinopteri, Osteoglossiformes, Mormyridae. Gene Ontology annotation, molecular function: pyridoxal phosphate binding; glycine hydroxymethyltransferase activity. Gene Ontology annotation, cellular component: cytoplasm; mitochondrion. The record is from RefSeq and is a predicted model, not a curated record.